This is a messenger RNA of Rodentolepis nana, 363 nucleotides long. The record is from the annotation of a GenBank genome assembly. Lineage: Eukaryota; Metazoa; Platyhelminthes; Cestoda; Cyclophyllidea; Hymenolepididae.
AUGACACGAAUUUCUGGUGACAGAGACCGAUUACUUCUCGUUGACUUCACUACCGUUGAAGAGUAUCUCGUUAAACUUCGGUGGUUAUGCCAACUUCUGUCCCAAGAGGAUAUUUGCCAGAAUGGGUCUCUACUCUAUUUAGCUGCAGCCGUUUCGGAUUUCUUUGUUCCACGAGAAGUCAUACCACAGCACAAGCUUCACGCUGGCGACGAGGUGAAUGAUGAAAGAACUAGGGAUAGCUUCAAAUGUGAACCCGAUGGAUCACUCACCAUCCGCCUUUCUCCAGUUCCGAAGAUCCUUGGUUUGAUUGUUUCCAAAUGGGCUCCUAGAACAAUGGUUGUCUCCUUCAAGGUGAGUUUUUAA